Salvelinus namaycush (lake trout) is the source of this 1755-nucleotide messenger RNA. RefSeq names its product cytochrome P450 1B1-like. The record is from RefSeq and is a predicted model, not a curated record. Gene Ontology annotation, molecular function: iron ion binding; steroid 17-alpha-monooxygenase activity; oxidoreductase activity, acting on paired donors, with incorporation or reduction of molecular oxygen, reduced flavin or flavoprotein as one donor, and incorporation of one atom of oxygen. The transcript is spliced from 2 exons. Lineage: Eukaryota; Metazoa; Chordata; Actinopteri; Salmoniformes; Salmonidae. Gene Ontology annotation, biological process: progesterone metabolic process; hormone biosynthetic process. Bases 1 to 1626 code for a protein of 541 amino acids.
AUGGACUUGCAAGUUAUAUUCGAGGAGAUGACCCGGCCAAUGCCAAGGAGUAUAGGCCUACUAUUGGCGUCUUUGACUUUUCUCUUUGCCAUGCUCAUGUGGCGCAGGAUCAGGCGGAACUGGGAAGUACACAGCCCGCCUGGACCGUUCGCUUGGCCGGUCAUUGGGAACGCAGUAGAGCUUGGCAACACUCCUCACCUCUAUUUCUCUCGCAUGUCACGGAAAUAUGGGGAUGUCUUUCAAAUUAAACUCGGCUGCCGGGACGUUGUGGUACUGAAUUGCGACGCAAUCAGGCAGGCGCUCAUCAAAAAGGGAUUUGAUUUCGCAGGCAGACCUGACUUUGCCUCGUUUCAAUAUGUUUCCAAUGGCGAUGGCAUUGCUUUUGGUACAUUUAGCGAAGGGUGGAAAGUGCAUCGAAAAGUGGCCCAAUCUACUGUUCGGAUGUUUUCUACCGGCAACAUGCACACCAAAAAGGCCUUCGAAAACCAUGUUGUCUGCGAAGUAAGGGAGCUGCUCCAUAUUUUCCUGGUAAAAACUAAAGAGCACCAAUAUUUCCAGCCGAUGACAUACUUGGUGGUAUCAACCGCUAACGUAAUGACCGCCGUGUGCUUUGGAAAGAGGUAUUCAUACGACGACGCAGAGUUUGCGCAAGUGGUGGGACGAAACUAUCAAUUCACCCAAACAGUGGGAGCUGGAAGCAUCGUGGAUGUUAUGCCUUGGCUCCAGUAUUUUCCCAACCCAAUAAAAAACAUGUUUGAAAACUUUAAAGAGCUCAACCAGGAGUUCAGUAAAUUUAUCCUUAAUAAAGUUGUCGAGCAUCGAAAGACCAUUCAGCCAAGCACCAUCCGGGACAUGACAGAUGCUUUCAUCAUGGCAUUGGACCAUUCUCAGGAUAGCUCACCAAGGGUCUCACCAGGCAAAGAUUAUGUGCCACCCACUAUCGGUGAUAUUUUUGGAGCAAGCCAAGACACACUAUCUACUGCACUCCAGUGGAUCAUUCUGAUACUUGUGAGGUUUCCUCAUAUUCAGCUGCGUCUCCAGGAGGAAGUAGACAAAGUGGUUGACCGGAGCCAUCUGCCCAUCAUCGAGGACCAGUCGCAGUUGCCUUACGUGAUGGCCUUCAUCUACGAAAUGAUGCGCUUUACCAGCUUCGUGCCGCUCACCAUCCCCCACAGCACCAUCACCGACACCACCAUCAUGGGCUACACCAUCCCCAAGGACACAGUGAUCUUCAUCAACCAGUGGUCCAGCAACCACGACCCCACCAAGUGGACUCACCCGGAGACCUUUGACCCCCUGCGCUUCCUGGAUCAGGACGGCUCGCUGAACAAAGACCUGGCCAGCAGCGUGCUCAUCUUUUCCUUGGGAAAGCGGCGGUGCAUCGGAGAGGAACUGUCAAAGAUGCAGCUGUUCCUAUUUACAGCAUUGCUGGUGCACCAGGCCCACUUUAGUCCCGACCCGGACAAGCCGCCCACUAUUGACUACACCUACGGACUGACCCUGAAGCCCAAUAACUUCUCCAUAGCAGUGAGUCUACGGGACAGCAUGGAAGUCCUGGAGAAGGCUAGUCAAAAGCCCCUCUAUGGGGGGAAUCAGGAGGACACGGGCAAAUUCAGAUCAGACUGAGAAUAGAGUCACUAAAUGAAGCUUGAAAGAUAAAAACACUGAAGUAGAUUAAUGAGCUGCAGUUCAUCCUCAUGUGCCAUCAGGUAUCAGCUACUAUAUAGUUAUUAUAAAUGUAUUUAUGAUCUGAAU